Pristis pectinata (smalltooth sawfish) is the source of this 1881-nucleotide messenger RNA. Its product is annotated as sperm-associated antigen 16 protein. The record is from RefSeq and is a predicted model, not a curated record. Gene Ontology annotation, biological process: axoneme assembly. NCBI's taxonomy places the organism in Eukaryota, Metazoa, Chordata, Chondrichthyes, Rhinopristiformes, Pristidae. Gene Ontology annotation, molecular function: protein binding. Gene Ontology annotation, cellular component: axonemal central apparatus.
GGAGUCAAUGGCAACGGUACGCGAGCAACCAGCCCAAACAAGACGAUGGCGGUGGAGCAGGAGGACGGUGCCUACUAUUUGCAGCAGGUUACUAUUACAGAAGAACCUGAAGAUGAUUACCAGUAUGAAGAGAUUCCUCCUGAUGAUGACUUGAGUAUUUCAGAAGGAGAUGAAAAUUUGGAGAAUAUUGUGAAGACAAUAGAGCAACAGAAUGAGGAUUUAAAAGCAGCAACCCAGGAAUGUAAUUUGAUUUCCGAGCACCAGGUUUCCCAAAGGCCAGAGGUAGUUGAUGAUUUCCUUAGAAAUUUUCUGAUCAAGAUGGGAAUGAUGAAAACUCUUGACUGCUUUCAAACUGAAUGGUAUGAAAUGGUGCAAAGAGGCUCAUUGAAAUGGCAGGAUGUUGGAUUUGUUCCUGAUGUGUACACUCACAACCAGCUGCUAGAGAAUGAGUUAAAAAAUUUGAAGAAGGAUCUGGAGAACUGCAGGAAAGCAACCAACACAGCUAGUGAAACAUUAGUAAAACUGAGGAAAGAGCGUGAUUUCCAUAGGAUGCAUCAUAAGCGUGUGGCCCAAGAGAAAAACAGACUCAUUAAUGAUAUUAAAAGGCUUAAGAAGCACUAUGCAACUUUUGAACCCACCUUGAGGAAGAUCACAGAGAAAUAUAAUACUGCACUGAAAAGUAAAAUGCUGACAAGCUUGGAAAAAGACAGGGCUCUUGUGCAGGUAUCAAGUUUACAAGCCACCUUGCGUAGCAUGGAGAGUGGAUGGGAUUUGCCAGCUGCUGUUACCUCAGGUUACAAGGGUCACAGGGAAUGUAAAAAAGAUGGUCCUAGCCAGAGAGCACUUGCUGAAGUCAGAGAGCAAAGACGUCAUUCUGAUCCACCUAUUGAUUCAAGAAAGCACUUGUUGAGCAAGCAUCCAAAGGAUUCUGACUUUCCUAUUGACACAAGAGUGAACCCUUACCUCGCUCAGAUGAAAAGUACUCCCAGUAAUUUGCUUAGAUCAGGUGGAUGUAAAAUGACAAAGACUCUCAAAGUGCAUGAACUGGCAGUGAGCUGCCUAGCUCUUCAUCCACGGAAACAAAUCCUGGUAACUGGAAGUGAUGAACGCCUCUGGAAGAUGUGGUCCAUUCCCAACGGUGACAUUAUUAUGACGGGUGAAGGUCACAGUGAUUGGCUUUCUGGUUGCUGCUUUCAUCCUAGUGGUAAUAUGCUUGCUACUACCAGUGGAGACAAGACAAUGAAGAUAUGGGAUUUUGCAAAGUCUGAGUGUGUACUCACAUUUACAGGACACCUUCAUGCUGUUUGGGAUGCCCUGCACACCUGUGGUGACUUUGUUGCAUCUUGUUCCAUGGAUAACACCAUUAGGAUCUGGGAUAUGAACAGUGAGAGAUGCAGACAGAUACUACGAGGUCACGUUGAUUCUGUGAACAGCGUUGAGUUUCUUCCCUUCUCUAACACACUGCUCACAAGUGCAGCAGACAAGACACUCUCUCUUUGGGAUGCCAGGACGGGACUUUGUGCUCAAACUUUCUUUGGACAUCAACAUUCGUGCAAUGAUGGUACCUUUAACCUGAAGGGUGAUACUAUUGUUUCCUGCGACUCAUAUGGAAUACUAAAGCUUUGGGAUGUGCGGAAAGUAGCACUAAUGCUAUCAUUUGACGCAGGCCCUCAUCCUGGCAAUCAAGUGGUCUUUCACCCAUCAGGUCAACUGGUGAUCAUGGCCAGCAACGAUGGAACCGUGAAAGUACUGGAUCUGCCCACGGCACGGUUGCAUAGUCUAGUGGGACAUGAAGAUGCAGUGCAGUGCGCACUGUUUGACCACAAGGCAGAAUGUGUAGUGUCAGGAGGGUCGGAUGGUACUGUCCGUCUCUGGACAUGA